Messenger RNA from Mercenaria mercenaria, 2562 nucleotides. RefSeq lists its product as uncharacterized. Gene Ontology annotation, molecular function: sulfotransferase activity. The record is from RefSeq and is a predicted model, not a curated record. Gene Ontology annotation, cellular component: membrane. Lineage: Eukaryota; Metazoa; Mollusca; Bivalvia; Venerida; Veneridae. The transcript is spliced from 2 exons. Bases 525 to 1445 code for a protein of 306 amino acids. Gene Ontology annotation, biological process: carbohydrate biosynthetic process.
AAUAAGAUGACCGCUUUAAAGUUCUUUCCUGUACUUGCUUAUCUCCUCAUAUCUGUGAAGGACAUUAUAAUUAGCGCAAAAGCCACGGGAGAAUUUAGAAUCUCAACAACAGAAAGAAUGUUUAAUUUAACUGCAAAUUAAAAUUCCAUAAUGCCGACCCAACUUCAGUGCAGAUUGUCACAGCACACUGACUGUACAUUGUUGCAAACAUAUUUAUUACUAAUUUAAUAUUUAUUAUAAAACAACAUUUUCUGUGUCUCCUGAUAACUAUCUGAGCAAGCUAAUGUUUGUUUCUAUCAAUUUCAGAUUUCGUCAGUGAUAAUGAUAUUAAACUGUAUCAUCCAGAAACUCGUAGCACACUGGGCUACAACCGUGCAAAGCAACUACAGAGGCUAUGUAACAUACGUGGACAUGACUACAAAGCAGCCAACGUUCAUUUAAGCUUAAAAUAUUCAACAACGGAUGGCGUUGUACAAUUGUGUCCCAUCUGGAAGGCGGGAACAACUUUCUUAAAAAGACUUUUUAUGAUGAAAACGUUGAAACGCUUCACAAAUGUAGCAAAUCCUUACAAAAUAAGUUUCUUGGAACAGUUUGAUGGAGAAUACGGAAAUGUUUAUAAUGGAUUAGGAACUAAAAGGUUUUUAUUUGUCAGAAAUCCAUAUGAUCGCUUAUUGUCGGGGUAUGUGGAUAAGCUUUUAGCGCCAAAUCCUGUCUACUGGAAAUUAAUAGGAAUUCCCGCCAUAAAACAUUCCAGAGCAAACCCCUCCCAGAAAAGCCUUUUAUGUGGACAUGACCUGACAUUCAAAGAAUAUAUCAAAUAUGUGAUAUUUGCACUUGGAGGUGGGUCAGGGAGCCGAAAUCGCCGGAAGAGCAGGAGACGGGUUGGUGUCGGCCAUGAUUUGCACUUUGCCACUUUGACAGAGGUUUCUAAACCUUGUCAUAUAAAAUACGACUUUGUCGGAAAGAUGGAAACAUUUGCUGCUGAUUCCAUCGAGUUGGUCCGUCAGUUGAAUUUAUCUGAAACAGAACAAAUUUUGACUUUAAAUGGAAGUGAAAUGGCUGCAGAUGACGCCAUCCAAGAUACAACAUAUCAGCCCUUUCACACAGCGUUCCGUUCUGACAUGUUGAAAUGUAUGACCCCGCUAGAAGCGCUAAACAGAUCAUGGCAAAAACUUCAGAUACGGGGUCUAAUUGGUAAUCAUGAUUUAGAAAUGACUGCUAAAGGGGUAGAAGAACUGAGCUAUUCAGACUUCCUACACAUGGCACGUACUGCAAGAAAUGCAUCUACCAAAAAACGUCGCCGAAAAUUAAAAAAAUCAUUUUACAAUCAGUUCUAUGAGUCUAUUCCUGCUGAAAUGCUGCAGAAUCUUACUGUGGUGUACAAAGAUGAUUUUGAACUGUUUGGUUAUAACUCUAAACCUACGCAAUUAUUCCAUAACACCUGAAAGCAGAUAUUGUUAAGUUCGACAUAAUUUUAUUAGCACAACCUGGAAGUACUCUUGUUUUUUUUUCCAACUUACCAUUUUUUACUACUUACUCAAAAAAAAACCCAGAUCUAAUCAUCAGAUGAUAAAGAUUGAAAUUAAGUCACUUCCUGCUCAUCGUCAUGGGUUACAAAAUCGCUGUGGGUGUUUAACAUGCGGACGUAGAUGGUACCAGGGUUGUGCUUGAUUUAUGUCAGGUGUGUAUGUGGCUUGAAAGUUGUCGCUUGACAUAAGCCGUAUAAAGUAAGAAAAAUCUUCAGUGUGACAAUAGGCUCUGCAAAACAAAUACAUGGAAGUAAGCUUAGUUGCAGCAAGAAGAAAUGUGGCAUAUUUUCACAUACAAACAAUGGAAAAGUGAAGCAAAAUACUCCGACCUCUGUGCCUCUUAAUUCAUGCAUGAUUUUGAAUAUAGUUUGCGAGCGUGUCAUGGUUGGUUUUACGUCAUAAAUCGUUACAUUCAGUCAAGUGUUGAUGACGGAGUUGUGGGACGCGUUACAAUGCAAGUACAGUGAUAUAAAGGCACAUACCCUAUGUUGAUGGCGGAAUUGUGGAGCGCAUUACAAUGCAAUUACAGUGAUAUAAAGGCACAGACAAUAUGUUGAUGGGGGCAUUGUGGAGAGCACUAAAAUGCAAAUACAGUGAUAAAAGGAACGGACAAUAUGUUGAUGGCGGAGUUGUGGAGACCAUUACAAUGCAAAUACAAAUGUACAGUGAUAUAAAGACUCAGACCCUAUGUUGAUGGCGGACUUGUGGAUCACAUGGCAAUUUAUUGAUUGCGAAAUGAUGAACCACACUGCAAUAUAUUGAACUGGGAACGGUGAAUUACACAACUACUGGUCUAACUCUGUCACGUAAAUUGUUCACAUUAUCAUCGUGGGUACUUAACAAAAUCACUUGAAUGAAACUCUAUUUUAUUAUAGGACACUGUAUGACAAAAUGAAUAAUAAUCAUGAUAAUUACUGACACUGACAUUAUCACUGGUAAUAACAUGUAAAUAAGCGAUAGCUGUAUGAAAUCGUUAUCAUUUAAAAUAGUGGCAGAUUUGCUAAAUCUGACCGAAUUAUAUUUGGUAUUAUUU